AUGAACGCCCUCAACCUGGAUACCUAUGGCCUGUCCCUCAUCACUGCCAAAGAGGACAUCCUCAAUGACCGCAUCUCCACCGACUGGGCCGUCUUUACGUAUGAAAGAAAAUGGAGCCUGAAGCUGAUGGAUUCUGGAGUUGGCGGGUUGGAAGAACUGACCAAGAAAUUCAGCAAGAACCUGGUUCUGUAUGGACUGUGCCGAGUGCCGGACCCCCACACCCAGGGGCCCCGCUGUGUCCUCAUAUACUGGGUCGGUGAAAACGUGGACGCACCGCGGAAGGAGAUCAGCGCCCAGCACCUUCCCGCCAUCCGCAGGUUCUUCAAGGAGGCCAGCGCCAUGCUCCGCCCACAGCGCAUGGAGGACAUAUCCCAGGAGGCCGUCACCCUGGCCCUCAGCAAAGUGCCACGCCCAGCCCGCUCCUUCCACAGACGGAGGAUCCCCGCAUCCCACGAGGUGGUGGGUACAAAUUACACCAAAACCAACCCGGCCAUCGAGAUGAAGUUCAGUAUGAGGGACUCGUUCUGGCAGAGGAAAUGAGAAGGAGGAGGAGAGGCGGAAGGAGCAGGAACGUCUGCGGUUACAGGAGGAACGCAUUGCGAUGGAGAAAGCGAGAGUAGAG
Molecule: messenger RNA, 622 nt
Organism: Staurois parvus
Lineage: Eukaryota; Metazoa; Chordata; Amphibia; Anura; Ranidae
Source: the annotation of a GenBank genome assembly